AUGCCCUCUGCCAAGGACAACAACCCAUCCGUUAUCGAACAACGCGCCGAACCAGCAGGCACCGUCGAACCGACACCAGGUAGUAAUGAGGGGUACAUGGACAGCGUCAAGAACCAGAUCAACUCGACAGAGACGGGGAAUUCAUUGGCGGAUCUUGGGAAUAAUGCUAGUGCGAUGAUUGGGGAGUCGUUUAAUGAGGUCAAGAAUAGAGUCAGUUCGAUAUCGCCGGGGGAGGUGGUUGAUGGCGUUCGGGAACGGAUUCAGUCGAUGACGAAUGGGAAUGGGAAUGGAGGUGAUGCGGAGAGUGAGCAUGCUGCGAAGCAGGAGGCAGAGAACGCGCCGAGCCACGAAGAAAUCCAAAUAAUCGAGGAUAUGGAAAGCGAGAAGAUCGCAGAAUUCCUCCAGGAGAAACACAUGAGCAACGCGAACUUACGACGCGGGAAAUAA
Aspergillus chevalieri is the source of this 447-nucleotide messenger RNA. RefSeq lists its product as uncharacterized. Lineage: Eukaryota; Fungi; Ascomycota; Eurotiomycetes; Eurotiales; Aspergillaceae. The record is from RefSeq and is a predicted model, not a curated record. The transcript has 2 exons. Bases 1 to 447 code for a protein of 148 amino acids.